AUGAAGACCACAACCGUAAUCCGCUCCGCCGCCUUAGUGACGGCAAUAGUCACAUACGCACUUGUCGACGCCAGCGGCUAUUGCUCUAACUAUGCAGACGGUCUACCACGAACGGUUGACGCUCUAAAGCGAUUGCGAAGAGUUAAUGUCUUCUAUUUAACAUUCAGUUUUAUUAACUUUGUCACCUUUGGUGGCAUUAUUGUUACGUCGAGUAUACAAUGUAAAACGAUCGACGGUAUCCAAGCGAUCUCAUCCAAAACGAAUAAAUUUGUAACUUUUAUAGUCAUGAACGGUCAGGGUGUCGAUGAAACGGGUGUGAUUAUGAACACCGUGCUGUCUAUGGGUAUAUGGGAGUAUGGCGGUCGAUUCGCAAAGAACAUCAACAAUAUUAAAUUCGAUCGCAAGACAUCGGUGACUUUUUCAGCAAGAAGCCGCGACGAAGGUUCUGGAGUUGAAGGUAGUUUUGAAAUCCACGAAAGAGGGAAGAAAGUUGCCGUUGUUGUCUUCAAAGUCCCGUAUUGGGGUCAGAACCAGCUGGACAUCACGUAUCAUGCUAUUAAUUAUGCUUGUAACCUAAGUGGUAUGACAUCAAGCGGGUGCCCGACUGUAGAAAUAAUUUGUCAUAAAAGGAAAACACUCAUUUAG
Molecule: messenger RNA, 645 nt
Organism: Trichoplusia ni (cabbage looper)
Lineage: Eukaryota; Metazoa; Arthropoda; Insecta; Lepidoptera; Noctuidae
Exons: 1
Coding region: 1-645 (214 amino acids)
Biological process (GO): symbiont-mediated hemolysis of host erythrocyte
Source: RefSeq, a predicted model, not a curated record